This is a messenger RNA of Trematosphaeria pertusa, 1853 nucleotides long. RefSeq lists its product as uncharacterized. The record is from RefSeq and is a predicted model, not a curated record. The coding region runs from base 176 to 1537 and encodes 453 amino acids. The transcript is spliced from 4 exons. Lineage: Eukaryota; Fungi; Ascomycota; Dothideomycetes; Pleosporales; Trematosphaeriaceae.
CUUCUGUCGUUGCAGGCCAGGAGGGACGAUGGGAGUGGCCAUGUUAGUGCCGGAACGGAUUUGGACUAGUGCCAUUCAACCCUCCACUUCAAAUUCGGCGGCAACACAUAUAAGCGCUUCGACCCUGCGAUUCCAAUCGACAUGGCAAGUGGUUCAGCACCUUUAGCCGCAGCAUAUGAGCAGUUGCCUCGAGCUGUUCGCGUCACGCCACAAUAGCUUCUACUAUCGACACAAUACAAUUACGUCCCCCGCCGAUCCUGCCUUUCUUUUUCACGCUGUCACUGUCACUGUCGCUGUUACUCUCCCCAUGGCUGAGAAGACGGUCGAGGAACAGCUCGCCGAGCUCGAGAUGAUGGGUGCGGAGGAGCCAGCGGCACCCCCGCCCAAGACCGCCAAAGCCAGCAAAGCUCCCCGUCCGAGUUCAAAGAAGGAUCUUGAUGCGCUUAAGCAGCUGGAGGAGCUGGAGGCUUUGGAGAAGUUCCAGCGGCCCGAAGCCCCCAAACCGUCGAGCCGCCCAAACACACCCAAGCUGUCCUCAGCGUCCACCACCUCGAGCAACCCUCGCCGAGCGGGCGUCGUGACCCCGUCCUCCAGCGGCUCAGCGCGCACCAGCGAAGACAAUGCUCAAGCACCGAGGAAGUCUGGAGAGAGCGCGCGGUCGUUCCACCAGAGCUUUGCCCCCACGCAAGAAGAGCCUGCCAAGCCAGCGUCAGAGCCAAAGCAGGCCGGAGGCUCCUGGUGGGGAGGGCUGCUCUCUACAGCAACUGCAACUGCUGAUGCCGCCCGAAAGCGCGCCGAAGCUGCGUAUGCAGAGAUUCAAAAGAAUAAGGAGGCACAACGCUGGGCGGAGCAGGUGACCCUCGCCCCUCCCAUCUCACAGCACGAGCGUCUACAGAUCCACAUCACACACGACCUGAUCGGCUACCCCUCACUCGACCCAAUCAUCUACCAGACGUUCUCGCAAGUCAUGUCACAGGUAGAGGGAGGCGAUCUGCUCGUCAUCCAGCGCGGUUCAGAGUCAACACAACGUACUUCGGUAGACGGCUACAGAGGGGGUGGCAGUGGGUGGAACGACGGACCGUGGUGGCGUCAUACAGACAAGCGCGACCUAAGCGUUGUCAAAGGGCUAGUCGAAGGCACAAAGCUGGCAAGGGUCAGUGCAGAGGCAUACGCGAAUGAGUUCUUCUCAGCAAGAGGGGGCGUUGAAGAAGCAGCCAAGCACGCGACCGAGGUCCUGAGCGAGUCGAACCCCGUCCGAAGUAGCGACAUCUUCCUCGCUAUCCAAGCAAUUAGCUAUACCGCGCCGCAAUAUCUAUUCGCUGCAUCACAGUCAUCAGAGGAGAAGGAAGGCGGAGUGGAAGACCAGAAAGAGGAAGAUGAGUUGGUUGUAUUCGCCAUCUACCUACACGACCCGAUCUAUGGCAUCAGCUACAAGGCGCUCAGCCAGUCAUUCCUGGCGAAGUGGGUGCAAUGGCUAGAUGCACCGGCCGCGACGGAGGCUGCGGGCGAGGAGGCGCAGGUGCCUGCUGAGAUCUAGCAAAUUAUACACGAUGGCGGCGUUGACCCUCGCGAAUGGGUUGCUGAGUGGAUGGAGGAGAUGAUUAGUCUUAGUGUUAGUAUUGUGGCCCAGCGAUACGUUGCGCGCCGAAUGGGUGUUGGCGAGGGUGGCCUCGGACGGGGUAAAGCUCGGGAGGCGGUUGUUGAAGCCGGUGGUGGGGAAGUCGCUCGUUCUGGUGUUCUUUGAGCCAUGUUUGUUUUGUAUUCUUAGUACCUCUAGUAGGCGUUUAGAGCUCAUUGGAGAACAUUCCGCUCGAAUGCCGUUCCUCUCUUAUGGAUUGUUCGCUCCAAGCCUU